This is a messenger RNA of Dichotomopilus funicola, 1317 nucleotides long. Its product is annotated as ribosome biogenesis protein Nop53/GLTSCR2. The record is from RefSeq and is a predicted model, not a curated record. The transcript is spliced from 2 exons. Gene Ontology annotation, molecular function: 5S rRNA binding. Gene Ontology annotation, cellular component: nucleolus. The coding region runs from base 1 to 1317 and encodes 438 amino acids. Lineage: Eukaryota; Fungi; Ascomycota; Sordariomycetes; Sordariales; Chaetomiaceae. Gene Ontology annotation, biological process: rRNA processing; ribosomal large subunit assembly.
AUGCCGGUCUUACGCCCUCUUUCGGGCAACCCAGAUGCCCCUCAACAGUACAAACAACCGUCAAGGAAGGGCAAGAAAGCGUGGCGCAAGAACGUCGACAUUUCCGAGAUCCAGCACGGUCUCGAGGAGCUCAACGACCAGAUAAUAAAGGGUGGUGUUAUUGCUGAAAAAGAGUCGGCCGAUCUUUUCACUGUCGAUGUCACGGGCGACUCCGCGAUUCCAAAACGGUUUUCAAAGCACAUCAGCAAGGGGUUGAAGGCAGAUGAGAUCAUUGCACAACGCUCGGCGGUCCCGGCUGUGCCGAUGCGCAAGCGGGCAGGGGACAAGACAACAGAUGGACUGCUUCCGGUGAAACGGCAGCGGAAUACCUAUGUCACGCAUAAGGAACUCGCGAGGAUAAAAAAGGUCGCCGAUGGACACCAUGACUCAACAGUCGCAGUGGUGGAUGCUGAGUAUGACAUGUGGGCCGAGCCCAAGGAGGAGCCCAAGACGGACGACCAGCAGUUCCUCCCCACAGUCGAAAAGGUCAAUAAGCCCAAGACGCUUAACGAAAAGCCCAUCUCUCUCGCCGCUAGCGGGAAAGCGAUACCCGCGGUACCCAAGCCAAGAGGCGGACACAGCUACAACCCGGCUUUCAACGACUAUCAAGACCAGCUAAUCCUAGAGAGUGAGAAGGCCGUAGAGGAGGAACGCAAGCGGCUCGAGGCCCUUGAGGCAGAGCGCAUCAAGAAAGAGGCGGCGGCUCGGUCGGCAGCGGAGGCAGAAGCGGCUGAGGCCCGGGCAGAUCUUUCAGAGUGGGAAGACGAUUCGGCGUGGGAAGGGUUCGAGAGUGCGGGCGAGGAGCUGAGCGUCAAGGCCAAGCGACCACGGCGCAAGACGCAAGCGGAGCGCAACAAGAUCAAACGACGCAAGGAGGAAGAACGUAAGGCCAAGCAUGAGGCGGCCAUGAAGCGCAAACGGGCACAGGAGGAGCAAAUCAAGCAGAUCGCGCUCGAGGUGGCAGAAAAGGAGCGGCAAAUGGCGCUGGAAAAGAUCGAGAUGAGCGAUGCGAGCGACGAUAAUGACGAUAACGAGGUUGAACUGCGGCGAAAGCAGUUGGGCAAGUUUAAGCUGCCCGAGAAGGAUCUGGAGCUGGUGUUGCCCGAUGAGCUACAGGAUUCCCUUCGGCUGCUCAAGCCCGAGGGCAAUUUACUCAAGGAUCGCUACCGCAGCAUGUUGGUUCGCGGGAAGAUGGAGAGUCGGAGGAAGAUUCCGUUCCGGAAACAGGCGAAGACCAAGGUUACGGAGAAGUGGACAUACAAGGAUUUCUCGUUGUAA